Molecule: messenger RNA, 4085 nt
Organism: Chlamydomonas reinhardtii
Lineage: Eukaryota; Viridiplantae; Chlorophyta; Chlorophyceae; Chlamydomonadales; Chlamydomonadaceae
Exons: 1
Coding region: 586-3468 (960 amino acids)
Cellular component (GO): cytoplasm
Source: RefSeq, a predicted model, not a curated record
ACCUACGCACGGACCAAGGUCCCGCGUGCCUUAAGGAAGAGUCCCAUCGAGGCUAACCCUACCGUAUCUCUGUGGGACCUUGGCAAGAGGCACCCCACGCAUCCACCUUCACUCAGUCCAUAGGAACCGAAGUUCUGGACCUAUCGGCCUACCAACUCUCCGAAUUCGGCCAUCAUGAAGUUUCCACGUUGCAACAAUGGGAUCCGAACCCAGAGAGUCGCUACAACGCUUCCAUCAGUACCGCGGACUCCAUACCGGAAUACUGACUUGGUUCCCCGGGCAGGAUCCGAACCUGCAUCUAUACUUGUCAGCCUCAACCGAAGUUCUGGACCUAUCGGCCUACCAACUCUCCGAAUUCGGCCAUCAUGAAGUUUCCACGUUGCAACAAUGGGAUCCGAACCCAGAGAGUCGCUACAACGCUUCCAUCAGUACCGCGGACUCCAUACCGGAAUACUGACUUGGUUCCCCGGGCAGGAUCCGAACCUGCAUCUAUACUUGUCAGCCUCAACCUGGCCGAAUCUGCGAUUCGAACCUGGGUCUGCCAUGUGACAGCGGCAUGCUCUACCAAUUGAGCUACCGGGGAUUAUGGGACUAUGGGCCAACACUGAGCGGCUGCCGGAUGACCCAGGCACUGACCCCGGUUCGGAUGAGGAGGCCUGCCAGGCGUCUAGGCGGGCUUGUGGCACCGUGCACCAGCAACUCGUUGCAGAAUGGCCCACCAUUGCGAACAGGAACGCAAGGGCAGUUGCCAGCAUGUCUUACAAAGACAGAGAAGCAGUACUGGCGCUUGUGCAGCAACGGCUCCCUAUGCGCCACCUGAGCACGGAGGAGGGCCGAAAAGACCUGCUUUCCUUCUUGCAGUUGCGGCUGUUAAGCAAAGCUGCGGGGGAGGAGGAAGAAGAUGCAGGUGGCGGUGGUGGCAGUGGCUGGGCACCAGUAGCUGGCGGCGCGGCUAGUGGCAGCGCAGCGGCCGCGGCGGCCGUGGUCACAGCUACGACCACAGGGAGUGGGCACAACGGCGGUGGGCGCUCUGGCGCGGCUGAGCACAGCCACCACCAGCACCUUGCCGCUGCUGUCCAUCUCUCGGCGGCAGCUGCUGAGGGCGAUUCCGGCGGCGGUGGUGGCAGUGGCUGGGCACCAGUAGCUGGCGGCGCGGCCAGUGGCAGCGCAGCGGCCGCGGCGGCAGUGGUCACAGCUACGACCACAGGGAGUGGGCACAACGGCGGCGGGCGCUCUGGCGCUGGGGUUGCGGCAGAUGGCGGUGGCGGCGCUUAUGAGUGGCUAGACUGCAUGAAUACGGAUGUGAUGCACUUGCCAACCUUUGAGUCUGGCAGCUUGAUGGGGUUACUAUGUGACGAGGCGGAGCCUACUGGUGAUGCGGCAGCAGCUAUGGCAGCACUUGCUACUGCAGCUGCAGCUGUGGUCCCCCCCGGGACACUUACCAAUGCACAGAUGCUCGCGGCCCUCGCGGCCCUGUCGCAACUCCAAGAGCCCGUACAUGCCGACCAACAGCAGCUGCAGCCGGGACAGGCGCAGCCGGGGCAGGCGCAGCCGGGGCAGGCGCAGCCGGGGCAGGUGCCGCCGGGGCAGGGGCAGGCGCAGCCGGGGCAGGCGGGGCAGCCGGGGCAGGCGCAGCCGGGGCAGGCGCAGCCGGGGCAGGCGCAGCCGGGGCAGGCGCAGCCGGGGCAGGUGCCGCCGGGGCAGGCGCAGGCAGGGCAGGCGCAGGCAGGGCAGGCGCAGCCGGGGCAGGUGCCGCCGGGGCAGGCGCAGCCGGGGCAGGCGCAGCCGGGGCAGGCGCAGCCGGGGCAGGUGCCGCCGGGGCAGGGGCAGGCAGGGCAGGCGCAGGCAGGGCAGGCGCAGCCGGGGCAGGUGCCGCCGGGGCAGGCGCAGCCGGGGCAGGCGCAGCCGGGGCAGGCGCAGCCGGGGCAGGCGCAGCCGGGGCAGGCGCAGCCGGGGCAGGGGCAGGCAGGGCAGGGGCAGGCAGGGCAGGGGCAGGCAGGGCAGCCGCAGCUGCGAUGGCGGCUGCGGCGCCGCUUUGACCGCAGGUACCAUGAGUACUAUGCGGACUUGGGACAGCGCUCCAGCACGCUGCUAGAGAAGCUGCUGGGGUCGCGCAGUACCGUGUCAUUGCCAAAGCAGGGGAUUCUUGAGCAAAACAUUGCUCAGCAGGACGGGUACUGCGCAGACAGCGAAGAAGUCAGCGAUGGAGCACUGGCGGACCACGAAGAUGGCGAGUUUCUGCAUGGCUGUCAGCAAUCGGAGCUCCAGCACGACUUCAAGCAGCUGCAGCGGGACAAGCAGCGCGCCUUCAUUGUUAAGGAGCACAGCCGUGUGACGGGAGACAUAAUCAAGAAGAUACAGGCGCUGACGCUGGUGAGCAGCAACGCCGAUAUGGCCAUGUUCAGCAGUAGCAACAGGUCCACAGCGUAUAAGACGGUCCUCAUCGGCCGUCAUUGGUACGGUAUCAGCAAGCCACACACCGAGGGCCUCACUAGGCUCAUCAAAGUGUUCGCGCGCCACCCGUCUGCUCGUGGAAAGCUGCUGGGGGCAGCAGCGGAUAUCCUGGCGGAGUACGGCAGCGACAGCGAUAAGGGGCCAGGCGAUGGCAGCGAUGAUAGUGACAGUGGCAGUGGCGCCGACCACAGCGGCUUGCGCGGCGGCAGCAGCAGCAGCAACGGCGGUGACGAGCCACGGCGGGGUCAGAAGCGUGCUCGCCAGGUAGCCACGGCGGUGGCUGCGACAGCCAUGCAGGCGGCACACGCGGCAGCAGCGCAGGCACCAGCCACGGCGGCGGCGGCGGCAGCCAUGCAGGCAGCACCCGCGGCAGCGGUGCAAGCACCAGCCACGGCGGCGGCGGCGGCAGCCAUGCAGGCGGCACCCGCGGUAGCGGCGCAGGCACCAGCCACGGCGGCGGCGGCGGCAGCCAUGCAGGCGGCACACGCGGCAGCGGCGCAGGCACCAGCCACGGCGGCGGCGGCGGCGGCGGCGGCGGCGGCCAUGCAGGCGGCACCCGCGGCAGCGGCGCAGGCACCAGCCACGGCGGCGGCGGCGGCGGCGGCGGGAGCCAUGCAGGCGGCACCCGCGGCAGCGGCGCAGGCACCAGCCACGGCGGCGGCGGCGGCAGCCAUGCAGGCGGCACCCGCGGCAGCGGCGCAGGCACCAGCCACGGCGGCGGCGGCGGCAGCCAUGCAGGCGGCACACGCGGCAGCAGCGCAGGCACCAGCCACGGCGGCGGCGGCGGCGGCGGCGGCAGCCAUGCAGGCGGCACCCGCGGCAGCGGCGCAGGCACCAGCCACGGCGGCGGCGGCGGCAGCCAUGCAGGCGGCACACGCGGCACAAGCGGGAUCUUCUGCAGCACCGGCAUCAGCAGCAGCGGCAGCUGCAGCUCCAUCUCGUCGGGUGAAGCUGGACCAGGAUAAGGUGGGUUCGCGGAUGCAUGCACUAGUGCUGUUCCAGACAUGUCUCUAACCGUGUGCCAUUUGCAGCGCCUGGAACUGCAGAUGACCAUGGGCCCAUUCGUAAGCCUGACCAAGGUGAAGGCGAUUGCAGCCUGGCGGCAAGCAAACCCGGACAAGACUGCUGGCCUUUCGGAUCAUCAACUGGGCACGGCCUGGACUGCCGUGCGCGCUGCUGGACGUGCUCGGGGGAAGCGACUCGCGGAGUCAGAGGAGGCCGGCGAUGUGGGGACUGACAUAGCGUCCGUAGAAUCCCGUAUCAGGCAGAAGCUAGCUGCGGGCGAGACGUCGGGCGUUGAAGAUGACCUAAACGAGUUGCGGAUGACGGGGCAGAACGAGCUGUACGCACAACUCUACAACGAAGCUUGUGAGAAGGGCGUGUUUGCUGGACUGGCGUGGUAACUAACGUGGGCGGUUGGCUGCAGUACAAUGUUUGUGGUGGGAUCAAUGCGACUGUACGGCUGUAGGUCAGUGUAGUUGCUGGCCGGGCGUCGGCAGUACGGUAUGCAACGCAGCCGGCGGCUCCAUGGUCGCGGCGUUGCCUGGAGUUGAGCUGCAGCUUUACUCCUCACACGAGUAAUGCAACGGAUUGCCUUGUACGCUUGCCCACAUGUGUAAUACCACUCAAGA